Molecule: messenger RNA, 1409 nt
Organism: Paramisgurnus dabryanus
Lineage: Eukaryota; Metazoa; Chordata; Actinopteri; Cypriniformes; Cobitidae
Product: C3a anaphylatoxin chemotactic receptor-like
Biological process (GO): positive regulation of cytosolic calcium ion concentration; inflammatory response; phospholipase C-activating G protein-coupled receptor signaling pathway
Cellular component (GO): plasma membrane
Molecular function (GO): complement receptor activity; G protein-coupled receptor activity
Source: RefSeq, a predicted model, not a curated record
CUUGAGGGGACACACAAUUUGAAUUAACAUGAUUACUUUUUAUUACAUUAUUUUCAUUAGGAUCUCAUUUUGCAGCGGACAUACAUUUGGGACCUCUAAACUUGACUGAAGACAGAAUAAGUAACUCCACAAAGCAAAAGGAAGGCAUACCAAACCUUAAAAUCUUCAAGAUAUUUGUGUAUUUUGUCAUCUUGAUCAUGGGUGUCACUGGAAAUGGACUUGUCAUCUUUGUAACCAGCUACAAAAUGAAGACGACAGUCAACUCCAUUUGGUUUCUUAACUUGGCAAUUGCAGACUUCAUUUUUAGUAUGUUUUUGAUUUUUGACAUCGCUGCUGAUUUGGACAAGAAUAUAUUUUUGUACUUAGGCAAAGUCAUACAUGCAUGCUGUUAUUUUGUUUUUCUGCUAAAUAUGUUUGCAAGUGUUUUCUUUCUGACAGUUAUCAGUGUGGACCGAUGUCUGUGCACAUGGAUGGUUGUAUGGGUUCAGAAUAAGAGAUCUCUAGUCAAAGCCAGACUCAUUUGUAUAUUUGUGUGGAUUUUAUCCAUCUGCUGCAGCAUCUCUUCUUUUACUCUUAUGUACUUACAGAUAUUUUUCCCAGUGGCCCUCUACACAUUCAUGUUUAUGGUGUCCUUUCUAAUUCCCUUUUUGAUCACUGCAUCUUCAUACAUAGCUAUUGGCAUGCGGGUAAAAAGCCUCAAAAGAGGAAAGCAGCUUCGCUCUUAUCGGGUUAUUAUAUCGGUGGUUCUGGCUUUUUUCAUAUGCUGGUUCCCUUUCCAUGUACAUAAACUGUGUCUAAUAAGUGCAUUUAAGUAUACCUGGAGUGACAGUGCUAAACGAAAACUUUCUGCUGCAACACCGUUUGUAUACUGCCUGGCUCAUCUAAACAGUUGUCUUAACCCUAUGCUCUAUGUGUUCAUAUGUAAUGAGUUUAAGGUAAAACUUAAAAAGUCUCUGCUACUGGUUCUCGAGGCAGCUUUUACCGAGGAACAUCUGAGUAUGAGAUCACCUUCACUUCCUCACACCUCUCAAUGUCACCAGGUACCAAGUGUACUGAUAGACGACACAACCAUCUGAUCCUUUGCUGGCAGCCAAGAGAACAGAACAAGCUUUUAAUUUCAGUCUGUUGAUGAGGUUUCUCAAGUACUCCUCCAUUUCCUGUGUUAAGACAAACAGAAAGAACCAUACCAAACUAUUGCCAACAGAUCAACGUCCAUGUGCCAACGUCCAACGUGCCAUCCACUCUGCCUGUCGCCACGGUGCAGACUAGUGCCUUCUGUCUCAGGCAAGACUCUGCCAGCUCUUCUGCUUUCCCAGCCUUCUAUUUCCUUCCGGUCCUCACCUCGAUGCCGGCUGAUGACACCUUGCUGUCCCUGGAGUCCCUGUACUGUAGGGCUUCUCUGGUGCGUA